AUGGACCGGCGCUUGUCAAUUUCUCUGUGUAAAGUGCUCUCCAGAAACCCUUUUGGAAGAAUUUCAAAACCCAAAUAUCAAUUUCCCUUAAUCGCCCUCAAAAAUUUCUCAACCCAUGGCUCUGUACCCCAACAACCGAAGAAACCCCACCAUUUUUAUCAUCCAGCAAACAUAAAUUCAUCAACCCAUUUCAGUAUUUUCCAAGAUGUCAGGGAAUACAGUGUUGACGCAGACAAAGAGGUGGAUGAAAUCAACCUAAAAUUUGCAGAGGCGAGAGAGGAUAUAGAGUCGGCCAUGGAGUCCAAAGAGACUCUGUAUUUCGACGAGGAAGCUGAAUGCGCACGCGCUUCUGUUAAUGAAGUUCUCGAAAUGUAUGAAGGGCUGUUGAAAAAGCUUCCGGAUAACCAGAGGAGCGCUAUUCAACGGGCUAUGGGGCUCAAGAUUGAGCAGUUGAAGGCUGAACUUGGACAACUUAAUGAAGAUUGA
Fraxinus pennsylvanica is the source of this 486-nucleotide messenger RNA. NCBI's taxonomy places the organism in Eukaryota, Viridiplantae, Streptophyta, Magnoliopsida, Lamiales, Oleaceae. The record is from the annotation of a GenBank genome assembly.